UCUAUGCCAUCUAGAACCGACAGCCGUUCAUCUUCGAGUUACUUCCAAAGCAGCGAUAGCCAAACACGUCUCGAUCACCCUACAGCUUGGAGCUCUUUGGCUGCCAGACGACCACAGACCAGUCUAAGCGAAUACUCUGGAUACGAACAUUCAGGGAACAGCACAAGACCCAACAUCUCAAGACCCUCUACUGUACGCCCUGGAUCGAGACCUGGUACAGCAUCUGGAAGAAAGUCUCGCAACGGAACUGCCUCCUCCAUACUGGGGCUUAGCGAAGCGCAGACCAUUGUAUGCGCUGUGAGCGAGGCUCGCGGAGUUUCUCCCGCAGUUGGUAUCGCCUUCGUCAAUGUUUCUCUUGGUGAAGUUGUUAUAAGUCAAAUAUGUGACAAUCAAUCAUAUGUCAAGACAAUUCACAAGAUCCAGCUGUCUGCACCUUCGCGCAUACUCUUCAUGUCUACUGCCUGUCCCCCAAACAACCCCAGCACCCUCUUUUCUCUCGUACAAGACCUCAUUCCCGAAGCUCAAAUUGACGCAUUGGAACGGUCAGCAUGGUCUGAGACAGAAGGACUGGAGUAUAUUCAUAACCUAGCUUUCAAGGAUGACAUCGAACCCUUGAAGGUGGCUACACAGGGCAAGUUCUACGCCAUUAGCUCUCUUGCAGCUGCAAUGAAGUAUAUUCAACAACUCUUCUCCAUCAACUUCGUGCCGCACUCGCUGCGCAUUCAAUAUCGACCUUCAGAAGAUACCAUGAUGAUUGACAUUUCGGCUAUUCAAUCACUUGAGAUAAUGCAGAACAUCCGCAGCCCAAAGUCGAAAGAUUCACUCUUCGGUCUGCUGAACCAUACAUGCACUCCGAUGGGUUCAAGGAUGCUUCGUAGCAAUAUCCUUCAGCCAUCCACUCGCCCAGAUCUCUUCAUCACUCCUAGAUAUGAUGCACUCGAUGAGUUGACUACCAAUGAAGAAAUGUUCUUGGAGAUUCGCAAGGCCCUCAAGCUUUUUCAUGACACGGAAAAACUCCUGACCAAGUUGAUCAUUGUUCCCACUAAUGCCGAUGUCCAACAAGUCGAAGAACAGAUCAAUCAGGUUCUUAUGAUCAAAAGCUUUCUCGAGUCAAUCCCUGAACUUCACACGGCGUUGGGUCCUGCCAACAGCGUCUUACUAACCAAGGUCCGAGAGUUGUGUCGCCCUGAGAUCACAAGCCAUAGUCUCAACAAGAUCCGACAGACCAUUGAAGCAGACGUCACUUACAUGAAGUCUGCCCUGGACCUUCGCAAUCAGAGGACCUUUGCUGUCAAAGCGGGUAUCAAUGGAAUGCUUGAUGUUGCUCGCCAGACAUACAAGGAGCUCACCGAAGAUAUUCACAAGCACAUCGAUGUUUUGAAUGAGGUACACCGGCUUGAUGCUAACCUUCGAUACGAUAACGGGCGCAAGUAUUGGCUAAGGCUUCGAGCGGUAGAUUUUGAUGAUCGUCCUCUUCCGGAUCUCUUGAUCAAUGUGGUGCGAAAGAAGGACAAGAUUGAAUGUCAGACACUUGACUUGGUCAAGCUCAAUCUGAGGUUAUCUGAUACCUCCAAUGAGGUUGUCAUCCGAAGCGACAAGGUUGUGCAAGACUUGCUAAAAGAACUACGCUCUGAUGUUCCACACCUGUUCCGGGUCUGUGAAUCGGUUGCCCUUGUCGACAUGAUCUCUUCCUUUGCGCAGCUUGCAACUACCCGAGACUACGUGAAGCCAGAUCUCAGCACAACGCUCGCAUUGAAGGCAGCGAGACACCCUGUCCUCGACAAGGCCAUGAACGGCAGCUUUGUACCCAAUGAUUACUACUCCACAGAGCAGUAUUGCUUCCAUAUCGUGACUGGAUGCAAUAUGAGUGGGAAAAGCACGUACAUACGGGCGGUCGCGUUGCUUCAGAUCAUGGCGCAAGUCGGAUCUUUUGUGCCUGCCGAGUAUGCCGCUUUCUCCAUCAUCCACAGCAUAUUUGCUCGAGUUUCGCUUGAUGACAACAUCGAGAGUAACCUUUCAACUUUCUCUGUCGAAAUGCGAGAAAUGUCUUUCAUCCUGAGGAACAUUGACGACAAGAGCCUUGCCGUAAUUGAUGAGCUGGGCAGGGCCACAAGCAACCGAGAUGGUCUGGCAAUUGCGAUUGCAAUGUCUGAAGCCUUGAUUCAAAGCAGAGCAUCCGUAUGGUUUGCAACCCAUUAUGUUGAUCUGACAAAGGUUCUCGCGGAUCGUCCGGGUAUCCUCAACCUGCACCUCGCGGCCACUACUUCUACAACUGAAGAUGGAUUACCUCAUAUUACGAUGCUUUACAAGGCGACCUCUGGUGCCAUCAGAGGCGAAGAACACUAUGGAAUCAAUUUAGCGCGUGCAAUCGGCCUACCCCAGUCCUUUAUUGACAAAGCAGAAGAAGUGGCUAAGGAUAUCAGGCGAAGACGAGAAUCGACGAAGCGUAGCUCAGAGUCAACCAGACUUGUAGCCCGUCGAAAGCUCAUUCUCAACUUGCAGGAUGCAUUGAGACGGGCUAAGGAUUCUGGAAGCGAAGAGGCUCUCCCAGGUUACUUACAGCGAUUACAAGAAGAGUUUGUUGCUCGCAUGGAAGAGGUUGACAACCUCUAGUUGGGACGUGUAUUGUUUCGCCACGAGUUUCAGGUGCAUGUGGAAGGG
This is a messenger RNA of Fusarium redolens, 2661 nucleotides long. RefSeq names its product muts domain V-domain-containing protein. Gene Ontology annotation, cellular component: nucleus. NCBI's taxonomy places the organism in Eukaryota, Fungi, Ascomycota, Sordariomycetes, Hypocreales, Nectriaceae. The record is from RefSeq and is a predicted model, not a curated record. Gene Ontology annotation, molecular function: mismatched DNA binding; ATP binding; ATP-dependent DNA damage sensor activity. Bases 4 to 2613 code for a protein of 869 amino acids. The transcript is spliced from 6 exons. Gene Ontology annotation, biological process: mismatch repair; reciprocal meiotic recombination.